Molecule: messenger RNA, 737 nt
Organism: Aspergillus nidulans FGSC A4
Lineage: Eukaryota; Fungi; Ascomycota; Eurotiomycetes; Eurotiales; Aspergillaceae
Gene: sod1
Product: superoxide dismutase sodA
Exons: 4
Coding region: 112-576 (154 amino acids)
Biological process (GO): cell redox homeostasis; cellular response to oxidative stress; intracellular zinc ion homeostasis
Cellular component (GO): cytoplasm
Molecular function (GO): metal ion binding; superoxide dismutase activity; copper ion binding
Source: RefSeq, a predicted model, not a curated record
CUUCGCUCCCUGAUCCUCUUCCCAUUCAUUCCACCUCUCUCUGUCUGUAUCCAGUAUCCAUCCUCACAUCACUUUCAGGUUUAACCAAUUCAACUUUAUAAUUCCAUCAAAAUGGUCAAGGCUGUUGCUGUCCUCCGUGGUGACUCCAAGGUCUCCGGCACCGUCACCUUUGAACAGGCCGACGAGAACUCCAACACCACCGUCUCAUGGAACAUCACCGGCAACGACCCCAACGCUGAGCGUGGCUUCCACAUCCACCAGUUCGGCGACAACACCAACGGCUGCACCUCCGCUGGCCCUCACUUCAACCCCUUCGGCAAGACCCACGGCGCCCCCGAGGAUGAGGUCCGCCACGUCGGUGACCUUGGUAACUUCAAGACCGACGCCGAGGGUAACUCCAAGGGCUCCAAGACGGAUAAGCUGAUCAAGCUCAUUGGUGCUGAGAGCGUUCUGGGCCGGACCCUUGUCGUUCACGCUGGUACUGAUGACCUUGGCCGCGGUGACUCUGAGGAGUCCAAGAAGACUGGUAACGCUGGUGCCCGUCCUGCUUGCGGUGUCAUCGGUAUUGCUGCGUAAAUUCACCCAUAAAAUGACGAUAUGAUGACUCAAAUGGAUAAUGUGGGCGACGAGAGCUAGGUAGCGCAAAACUGUCUUCAGAUGCUAUUUCAGUGGCCUUAGUUGAAAAAUGUAAGGUGCUGUGAGCUAGCCACAUUCAAAUCGAACGGCAGUUACGUGAU